Scomber japonicus (chub mackerel) is the source of this 2746-nucleotide messenger RNA. It is a transcript of the gene fam120b, whose product is annotated as family with sequence similarity 120B. NCBI's taxonomy places the organism in Eukaryota, Metazoa, Chordata, Actinopteri, Scombriformes, Scombridae. The transcript has 15 exons. Bases 74 to 1462 code for a protein of 462 amino acids. Gene Ontology annotation, cellular component: nucleus. The record is from RefSeq and is a predicted model, not a curated record.
CAGGAAGUAAUUUGCAAACCACCACUAAACACGACAAAGACACACUCUGCCCGAUUAUAACAGGAUUUAAAAAAUGGGAGUGAGAGGUCUGCAGCAGUUUGUUGACCGCUGCUGUCCAGAGGCCUGUGUGGCUGUGGACCUGAGAGACAUGGCCAGACAGCAUGCUGCAAGAACCACAGACCACACCACCAGUCCUACACUCGUUGUGGAUGGUAUGGCCUGCCUUCGCCACUGGUACUCAUGUAAGGACUGGGUGUGUGGGGGGCAGUGGAGGGAGUACAUGGAGUCAUUGAAGAGCUGGGUGGAGAGCUUCACUUCAGCAGGCAUUAGACUGGUCUUCUUCUUCGAUGGGGUGAUUGAAGAGAAAAAGAGAAGGGAGUGGGUGAAGAGGAGACACAGAGUAAACAGGGAGGUGUGUAAAGUGUUUCAUCACAUUAAGACACGUGGUCAGCAGCCCGGCAGAGAUCUCUUCAUUCUUCCCUCUGGCCUGGCAACAUUCACACCUUUUGCCCUCAGGUCGUUAGGUCAGGAAGUGUUUUGCACAGUGCAGGAGGCUGACUUUGAGAUCGCCAGAUAUGCCCGUCGUCAUGGCAGCAUGGGCAUUUUGGGACAGGACUCAGACUUCAUCAUAUAUGACAGUGCUCCUUACUUGUCGAUGGCAAAGCUGCAGAUAGAUAGCCUCACCACUGUCCUGUAUGACCGACAGAGGCUCUGCCGAUCCAUUGGACUGUCUCUUAACCAGCUACCUCUACUGGCCUGUCUCCUAGGAAAUGACGUGGUGUCAGAGGAACGGAUGCAGCACAUUAGGAACAAUGCCAUGGCAACAUACAGAAAAAUGUAUCCCGCACCGCUCUCUGGAUCUCAGCAGGGGCAGAUGGUGCUAUCUGUAUCCCAGUUUGUGAGCUCUUUGUUGGGCCAGGAGGAGGAAGGGACCAGGCUUAUCCCUCAGUCUUUGAACUUGUCAGAUCCAGACAGAGAGCUCCUGGAGAGGGGUGUUUGCUCCUACCUACUGCCUGGACAGCAAGCUCUUCAGUUGGGUGACAGUUUUCCCUCUGGCUCUGCUUUUGAGAAAUAUGUCAGUCCAGAAAUACUAAAGGCAUGUAGAGAGAAGCACAUAGCAACAGAGGGUUUCAUGGUUUACAAUGUUUUGUGUGAGGGAGUGGUUGAAUGUAGCAAUAGUGUGGAGGAUGAAGAGGACAAUGAACUGCUGCCUCAGGCCCUGGUCUACAAGUCCUGCAGACAACACAUCUACAGUCUGCUGCUGCAGCCCAGGCAUGAUGGCAGUGUUGCUGAACCUCCAGCAAUCAGGGAGUGGUUUGUCUACCCCGGAAACCCUUUGAAUAAACCGGAGUUGGUCCACCCCAUUGCAGUCAGCCUCCCAUGCGAUCAGCCCAGUCUGGACCUGUUGUGGUUCAGCACUGGUCCUGAGGUUUCUGCUCUUCGUCUAGCGUCCUUCUUCUAAAUUUUUGACUGCCAGGAGUUUUCAGAGUUGUAUGGCACUAUCGACAACUCUCUUCUGGCUGCUCUGUGUCUGGUCACCUACAUAGCCCUUCAGGUACCAGCUCUGUCUUUAGAGGAUGUGGAUGCUUACCUGAGCCAGGCUGUGUGUCUCAGACUAAAAUCCCCUCAGGAGCUUCAGCAAAUCAAGCUGCCUUUCCUCUCCAGUCGGGCGGUGCAGCUGGGAUCUCUCUAUGUACGAGGACUGAGCCACCUGCUGGGUGCGAACUCUGCCAGUGGCUGCCCGCUGCCCAGUGCUGCCCUGCUGCCUUGGCACAGCUUCGACGGACGGCUGUUCCACUCAAAGUACCUGCUGGCACACAGUGGCACAGAAGACACUGUGCUGCUGGACAGUGAUUCUGCUAGUCUGUCUCUGUUUCUCCACCUGAGAGACAAACUUACAGAAGCCUGCAGGAGGGGAAGAAGAGUCCUGCGAUCCAGACCCAACCCAGAAACCAAAUACAGAGACAGACACACAGGUGGUGGCGAGAGCUGGAGGGAGGCAUCAGGAGGUCAUCAAAGCAGAGGGGGAUGGCAGGAGAGAGGGGAAGCAAGACAAGACCAACGUGAAUAUGAUAACCAAGAGCACAUGUGGGAAAGAGGAGGACACAGAGGACGGGGGAUGAGAGAAGGCCAACAUUCUCACCCUCAUUCUUAUACAUACGGAAAUGAUGGAGGUCUCCAGAACAUGAGUCCUCCUCAUAAACAGUCCAGAGGCCGAUCAUAUCGAAGCAGGGGGAGAUACCGGCUGGCUCCGAGAUGGUCGCAGCCUCCUGCUCCAGGAACAUAAACUCGACCCUGACAGAGAGGAGAGGAGGGGAGGAUUAGAGGGGAGGACUUGCGGAGUUAAGAGGAUGGGAAAGACGUGAUGAAAGGACUGAAGGAAUCAAAUUUCUCUGAACAAACUGAUUAGUGAAUUAUCUGUCAAGAAUAAUGUUUGUCUAAAGGAUGCAGUAGAUGGAAAAAUGGGGAUUAAGAGGAGGCAGAAAGAAGAGAUUAAGAAUACUUUGUGUUAUUUGUUAGUUUUAACUCUAAACGUGUCUUUUUAUACAUUGUUUUAAGUCAAUUAAAUGCCUCUCCUUCAUCUCAGGGAAACUACCUUUUCUCACUGUGACAGAAAUGAACAGUACGAAGGAGAAGUCACCAAACAAACACAUAAAUGCCCCACUUCAAACAUGCACUGAGAAGUGGAUUAAUGGUUAAUCCUCAAGCCUGUUUUCACCUCUUAUCUUUCUCAAUAAAAAGCAAA